Messenger RNA from Vigna radiata var. radiata (mung bean), 772 nucleotides. Its product is annotated as self-incompatibility protein S1. The coding region runs from base 283 to 645 and encodes 120 amino acids. The record is from RefSeq and is a predicted model, not a curated record. Lineage: Eukaryota; Viridiplantae; Streptophyta; Magnoliopsida; Fabales; Fabaceae. The transcript has 3 exons.
AUUUGCGGGACAAACACCACUCAUAAUAGUGAAAAACGCACAAACUCUAUUUCGGACCUUAUACUUCAAAAGCAUGGCUCAUUCCCUCCCUCGAUUUCAGAUUGAAAAAACGUGGCUCACCGCUAUGUCCUUCUCACCGGCCAUCGUCUCCCUCUCUCCGACCUUCUCACCGGCUGUCGUCUCCCUCUAUCCCACCUUCUCACCGUGGUGCGAUUAGGUUUGUGCGUUUUUGAUGGUCAACAUUGGAUUGCUGUAUGGUGUUUUAAAGAACUUGUUGGUGUGAUGUUUCUUGCAAGGAAUUUUGUUGAAUGUAGGAAACAUGUGAGCAUUAAGAACAGGCUUGGAGCUGGAAAGAAUAUGAGUUUGCAUUGCCAGUCGAAGGACAAUGAUUUGGGACACCAAAACAUAGCAAAUGGAGAUGAGUUUGGAUGGGACUUCUCAGACAAUAUUUUCGGAACAACACUGUUUUUCUGUGAUGUGGGUUGGGAAAAGGUUGAGGAAUAUCAUUUUAAUGCUUAUUCCUUCGGCAGGGACAGAGUACGAUGUGAUGGUGUCGGAUGUUCAUGGCUCCUAUCGGCUGAAGGCAUUUAUGGCUUCAAUGUACAAACCGCCUUCUGGGAAUUCAUGUACCAAUGGCCAAAUUAAUCACAUCUACUUUAUCACAAUAAUAUAAUAAACAACUAUUUCCUUCUUCUCACUUCUCAUCACCUUUUUCUUAUUAUCUACUGAUAAUACUAAAACUAACUUUACAUCUGGUGCUCAUCAAAUCCAU